CAAGCAAGAACAGAAUCACCCACAAAGAAGCAGGCCUUCCAAGGUUAUCCCUUCUCCAGAACCAGCACCAGCUUUCAGUAGUGCUAACCAUCCUGGUCAACAAGCGCCCCUGUCAGUAAUGCACUCCAAAGUGUAUCACAACAGCAGCUACAUGCAGCAGCGGCACCAUCCUCAGCAGAACCAGCACCAUCCUCAGCAGAACCAGCACCAGUUGAGAGGUUACACGCAUAAUAAUCCAGUACUGCUGGCUCCAGCCGCAGUAGUACAGCCACAAAUGUUACCACCACCCAGCUGCAAUUUCAAUGUUUUUGGCAACAGACAGCUGCUGGUCCACCCAAAUGUAAUGUUGCAGCCAGGGUACCCAGGACCUAUACAAACCUCACACAAUCCUGGAAGUGGCUACUUAACACAGGCUCCUGCAAAUAGGUACCCUCCACAGGCUUCAUACAAUCCUGGAAAUGGGUACUCUUCGCAGGCCCCAUACAAUCCUGGAGAUGGGUACUAUACACAAGCUCCACACAGUCCUGGAGAUGGGUACUAUACACAAGCUAUACACAAUCCUGGAGAUGGAUACUCCCAUAAUGCAGUUUACAGCAAGGGUCCUCAAACUGCUGCUGGAAUGCCACACAGUGGUUAUAGUGGUGGAGAUGGGAGUUUGAAUGGUCAGUUUAUGAGUCAAGCAGUACAGAACAUGUUUGAUAGUGCCAGGGAGCAGUGA
Messenger RNA from Candidula unifasciata, 718 nucleotides. NCBI's taxonomy places the organism in Eukaryota, Metazoa, Mollusca, Gastropoda, Stylommatophora, Geomitridae. The record is from the annotation of a GenBank genome assembly.